AAGCAAGCCACUGGCCUGCUACCCCUCUACGCGCAGGGAUCCCGGUGAUCGAUGGAGGCGUGCCUGUCAAAGAGCCUUGUGACAAACCACGAAGGUUGAGUGGUGGCCUAGAGCUGCUCCGUACGAAGGUUGUCUUUCUUGCAUCAGGUAUCGGAUCAUUCACCUUCUUCUUCUACGUUUAAUGUUUCCAUUCUCAAGCUCAUCCUUUGUUUCUUCACCCCCCUUCCCUACCAAGUAAAUCCUGCAUUUUCUCACGAGCAACCAGACCAGCACUUUCAGCAUCUCUUUGUUGGACCCCGCUUCGCCUGUACCUAUCACGGUUCUCAGAACCAACCAAACCAACCAGCCACAAUGAAUUUGCUUUACUCGACGGUCAACACGAUUCGGGACAAGUACACGCCCGUGUCGCAUACCUCGACGUUUCGUAAGACCGGUCAGAUUACACCCGAGGAGUUUGUUGCCGCAGGCGAUUACCUAGUCUUCAAGUUCCCCACCUGGCAGUGGGCUGCGGCCGACUCUGAGUCCAAGCGAGCUGCCCAUCUACCCGUCGAAAAGCAAUAUCUUGUGACGCGCAACGUGCCUUGCCACCGUCGUCUCGAUGACGACUUUGCUGGUGAUGCUGGCCAUGAGGAAGCGGUGGUUGGCGAUGGCGAUGACUUCAAAUCCAAGGGUCAAGCUAAUGACGAUGAUGGUUGGUUGCGCACUGGUGGUCUGAGCAGCUCACAACCCCUAAAGGCACGCGAUGUUCGGACGGUCGACGAUGCGGGUAACAUCGGACACAUAGAGGAGGAGGAUGAGAUUCCAGACAUGGAAGACGAAGAGGACGAUGACGAGGCGAUCAUUAGAGAUACCGAUGCGCGCAAGAAGACAGGCGCCCGUCGCACUUACACUCUUUACAUUAUGUAUUCGCCGUAUUACCGCACUCCUCGUCUCUACUUGUCGGGCUACUCGGAAGGACAACCGCUUGCUCCGCAACUGAUGAUGGAGGACAUUGUUGGCGACUACAAGGACAAGACAGUUACUUUGGAGGACUUCCCCUUUUUCGCUCACAAUGUCAAGAUGGCCAGUGUGCACCCAUGCAAGCAUGCAUCCGUUAUGAAGACGCUUCUGGAUCGUGCCGAUGCAGCCCUGAAGAUCCGACGGGACAAGAUGAAGGCUGGCAAGUCUGUUGGCCAUGACGCGGGCAUGGAAGGCCUGGUCGACGAGAUCAACAAACUCGACGUGAAGAGCGCCGAGGCCGCCGCAGAGUCUAGCAAUGAUGAAUGGGAGGAAGUUGAGGCUGAGGAUCAGGAGGUAGCUAUUCGCGUCGACCAAUACCUGGUCGUCUUCCUCAAGUUCAUGGCGAGUGUUACACCUGGCAUCGAACACGACUUCACGAUGGGCGUAUAAGUGAUGAUGUUUCCUCGGUUCUUUCGUUCACGACCAGUGUUUUUACCCUGGUCCUGAAUAUGGUUUCAUGUUGUAGUCGUAAUGCCGCAAGACUUUGAUGCCAUUUGCAGCUUAAGGCGUUGGAACGGUUGGAUGCGGCAGCUAUGGAUAGAGCAAACUGGUGGUUGCGUUUCUAGAGUUGAUUGAUACUAAGCCCUGUCUAAUACACAGCAUUGUCAUGUAACGAUACAUUUGUUCUGUGACUGGUUCCUCCGGAUUUUGCCCCUUUAGCUCGAUGACGGCUUGUUAUGUCACAUACACUGGGCAAGUACACUACAGCACAGCAGGGCAACUGCUGGAAUGAUAAGCCAUACUGUAGCUUGGACAGGGCGUCACAGAUGAUUAAAAACCUCGGGUUCGGCAAGUCAAGU
This is a messenger RNA of Pseudomassariella vexata, 1799 nucleotides long. Its product is annotated as autophagocytosis associated protein. NCBI's taxonomy places the organism in Eukaryota, Fungi, Ascomycota, Sordariomycetes, Amphisphaeriales, Pseudomassariaceae. Gene Ontology annotation, molecular function: Atg8-family ligase activity. Gene Ontology annotation, cellular component: cytosol; cytoplasmic ubiquitin ligase complex. The coding region runs from base 352 to 1389 and encodes 345 amino acids. Gene Ontology annotation, biological process: nucleophagy; autophagosome assembly; autophagy of mitochondrion. The transcript has 4 exons. The record is from RefSeq and is a predicted model, not a curated record.